AUAUAACACCCUCCUUGUUGCCAUUCCUGGAAACACAGAAGCGAGGAAGCGCCUAAUCUUUUGAAGUCCCCUCUGUUCAACUCAAAUCUCGUUCCUCUGACAAACAGUGCACUGUUCACCUCGUUGACUCACGACUCUGCACUGCCGGCUUAUUCCAAGUAAAUUCUGCCAUAUGCUUGGUCUUCUCUGGGGGAUUUAAAGAAAGUCCCCCAUGUCCACCAAAUCUUUCUCAACCCACUGGAAUUUAAAAUCCCUGUUCCCAAACACCUGUUUUCUCCAUUUUCAUCCCAAAUCCUUUCCCAAUGCUCUCCCAUUCUCAUUCUUUCAGUACCCAAGAAUCCACUGUCCCAAGACUUACUUUCCUCAACCACCGUUGGCUCUAUCCUAUCCCAGUGACCAAACUUCUCACAAUCUAACCCAAGCCCAGGAAUCUGUUUCCGAGUACCUCCAAGACCUGGGGCUUUCCUUGGAGGACUCCAUUUCCAUAGCUUCUAAUUCCCCCAAGUACACGCAAAUGCUGGUGGAUGGUGUUAAGGAGCUGGAGGAAUGGAAUGCUUGGAAUAAUAGUAAUGGCGAAGGGGAUCAUUUGGGGUUUAAGGAAAUGGUUAUUUAUAUGGCCAAGGAGAAGGGUGAUAACGGAAAGGUUGCAUUUUUGGAGAGUGUGGGUUUGACACUCUCUUCGGCUAUGAGUGUUGCACGUUAUUUGUCCUCAGAAUCUCUUCCAAGUUUAAUUCAUAAGGUUAAGUAUAUGAAGGAAAUAAUCUUUUCUGGUGGUGAUGAUAAAUGGCUCAGUGGUAAAAAUGCUCGCCGUAUGAUGAUGUACUUGUCAAUUCCUUCUGAUGAAGAUGUGGAGCAAACCUUAUCCUUCUUUGAAAAGAUAGAAGCGAGACGUGGAGGUUUAGACAUGUUGGGCUCAGUAGAUGCAACUUUUAGAUUUCUAUUGGAAUCAUUUCCGCGUAUUUUACUGUUGCCAGUGGAGUCCCAUUUGAUACCUCUUGUUGAAUUACUUGAAAAUGUUGGAGUUCCAAGGGGAUCUAUAGGAAAAGUAUUUUUGUUGUUUCCACCUGUCUUGUUUUGCAACGUUCAGGGCAUUAAAACAAAAGCUUCAGCUUUCGAGAAGGUUGGUGCAGCAAAUAAAGAUGUUGGCAAGAUGUUGCUAAAAUAUCCAUGGAUUCUUUCAACAAGUAUUCAAAAUAAUUAUGAGCAUAUCCUUUUGUUUUUUGAGGAAGAAAAGAUACCAAAAGCGAGUGUGGACCGGGCAAUUAGAAGCUGGCCUCAUAUAUUGGGUUGUUCAAUAAGUAAGUUAAAGUUGAUGGUGGAACAAUUUGGUGAAUUAGAUGUUAGAAACAAGAAGUUGGGCCGGGUUAUUGCCAAAAGCCCCCAACUACUAUUACGAAAACCUCAAGAAUUGCUCCAGUUUGUUCUAUUUUUGGAAGGCCUCGGUUUUGAUCGGGAAACCGUGGGGAAGCUAGGCUGUCGCUGUCCUGAAAUUUUUGCUGCCAACAUCGAUAAAACUCUGAAGAAAAAGAUUGAAUUCCUUGUAGAGUUGGGUAUUUCCAAUCACCACCUUCCUUGGGUCAUUAAAAAAUAUCCAGAGCUUCUUGUGUCUGAUGUGGACAAAACUUUACGUCCUCGGAUCCAGUACUUGAUGGAGAUAGGGCUGUCAAAGAGGGAGAUUGCUUUAAUGGUACGUAGGUUUUCUCCAUUACUAGGGUACAGCAUUGAGGAGGUAUUGAGACCGAAACUCAAAUUCCUUCUAGACACCAUGGAAAAGCCAGUGAAGGAUGUGGUGGACUAUCCAAGGUUCUUCAGUUAUUCAUUAGAAAAGAAAAUAAAACCCAGAUUCUGGGUACUUAAGGGAAGAAAUAUGGAAUGUAGCUUAAAAGAUAUGUUAGGUAAAAAUGAUGAGGAGUUUGCUGCUGAGUUUAUGGGUGUUGGAAGGAUGCUUAUUUCACCGUCCUCUCAUCAAUGAUUUGUUGUAAGAUUAAAUUGUCUGUGAUGAUAACUUCUUGUUUGUAAAUGCUAGAUAGGCGAUCUCUUAAGUACAUAUCAUCUCGUUUUUUCCA
This is a messenger RNA of Theobroma cacao (cacao), 2066 nucleotides long. Its product is annotated as Mitochondrial transcription termination factor family protein. Gene Ontology annotation, molecular function: double-stranded DNA binding. Gene Ontology annotation, biological process: regulation of DNA-templated transcription. The record is from RefSeq and is a predicted model, not a curated record. NCBI's taxonomy places the organism in Eukaryota, Viridiplantae, Streptophyta, Magnoliopsida, Malvales, Malvaceae.